AUGUUCUCUCUUCUGCUCGUGUUGGUUGUAUUGACCCAACAAGUUGCUUCUACACAAGUUGAAGACUUUGUUGAGUGUGAGCCUGUAGAUACUGCAUGUGAGUGUGAUGCUGAUGCCACUGUCUGCAUCUUUCAGCUAUACAUUGAGCGUGUCUUUACCUUCACCAAGUACAACUAUAGCGUUCCCUAUAGUCAUGGACAAGGAGAAUCCUACCACAUUAAUAACAUGGGACAAUUUGUUCCUUUGCGUAAUACGGAAAGAUGCAUCGAAGGAACUUUUACGAAACAAACUGGAAGUGGAUCGUCAGACAAUUUAUACUGCAAUGAAGAAAACGUGUGUCUUCCUAAGAGUAAGCUCUGCAGUGAACCAAUAACUGUGGACGGAAAAACUUAUAAGACAGUUAUCACGGUUAACAAGCAGCUCCCUGGACCAACUCUGAUAGUUCAUGAGGGACAGGUAGUUGCAGUCGAUGUUCACAACAACCUCAGUACUGAAGGGAUAAGCAUUCACUGGCAUGGACAGCACCAGAUAAAGACAAACUUCAUGGAUGGAGUGGGUUUAGUUACACAGUGCCCCAUUCAACCUGGAAGCUCGUUUCGCUACAUAUUCAAAGCCGGCCCAAGUGGAACUUUCUGGUAUCACUCUGAAAUGCAGUCUCAACGUGGAAUUGGCCUUUUUGGUGCAUUCAUUGUAAAAGAGAAAGAUCCAAUCUCCUAUCCUGUUUCAUUCAUAGAUGAUCCAGCUCAUCAUACACUGACAAUCAUGGACUGGUUUCGAGAGGAUCCGGAACAGUUUGCAAUCGUGUGA
Geodia barretti is the source of this 807-nucleotide messenger RNA. NCBI's taxonomy places the organism in Eukaryota, Metazoa, Porifera, Demospongiae, Tetractinellida, Geodiidae. The record is from the annotation of a GenBank genome assembly.